AUGACUGCCUCCGACAACCAAUACACCACCAUCAUCAAGCCCCAGCAAGACGAGGCCCCAGUGCCUUUCCCUGCUCCAACUCUUACUGGCACUGCCUUCGAGAGAUUCAGCAUGGCCGGUAAGGUCACCGUCAUCACCGGUGCCGCCGGCUCCAUUGGCGGUGCGCUUGCCGACGCCUUUGCCUCUGCCGGUUCUCAUGUUGCCAUCAUGGACUUCAGAUACAACCCUACCAUCGACAAGACCUUGUCCGAGAAGUACGGAGUUAAGGUCCAGUCGUACACCGUCGACGUGACCAACGCCGGCCAGGUGCAGAAGACCGUGCAGGACAUCGAGGCCGACUUCGGCACCAUCGACACCUUCAUUGCCAACGCAGGUGUUGUAUGGACCACCGGCUCCAUCUUGAACGAGGCCAGCACCUACGAAGAGUGGGCCCGUGUCUUCAACGUCAACGUCCACGGUGUGUUCAACUGCGCCAAGAGCGUCGGUGAGGUUUUCAAGAGAAAGGGCAAGGGCUCGCUCAUCAUGACCGCGUCCAUUUCCGGCCACAUUGUCAACGUGCCAAACUACCAGACCGGCUACAACGCGUCCAAGGCCGCCGUCGUGCACAUGGGUAAGUCCUUGGCUGUCGAGUUUGCCGGCUUUGCCCGUGUCAACACCGUGUCGCCAGGUUACACGGACAGCGGCUUGUCUGACUUUGUUCCUACCGAGCAGCGUGCCAAGUGGUGGGGCUUGACGCCUUUGGGCAGAGAGGCCCAGCCCGAGGAGUUGGUCGGUGCCUACAUGUACUUGGCCUCUGACUUGGCUUCUUUCACCACGGGUACGGACAUCCAGGUGGACGGUGGCUACUGUGCCGUCUAA
Messenger RNA from Metschnikowia bicuspidata var. bicuspidata NRRL YB-4993, 858 nucleotides. RefSeq lists its product as uncharacterized. NCBI's taxonomy places the organism in Eukaryota, Fungi, Ascomycota, Pichiomycetes, Serinales, Metschnikowiaceae. Gene Ontology annotation, molecular function: oxidoreductase activity, acting on NAD(P)H, oxygen as acceptor. The record is from RefSeq and is a predicted model, not a curated record. The coding region runs from base 1 to 858 and encodes 285 amino acids. Gene Ontology annotation, cellular component: intracellular anatomical structure. The transcript has a single exon.